Messenger RNA from Acanthosepion pharaonis, 876 nucleotides. The record is from the annotation of a GenBank genome assembly. NCBI's taxonomy places the organism in Eukaryota, Metazoa, Mollusca, Cephalopoda, Sepiida, Sepiidae.
AUGAAUUCAUUCAUCAAUUCCCUCUUUCUUUCAUUUUCUUUCGUUAAUUCUUUUCCUUUAAUCAUUUCUUUAAUUCAUUCUUUAUUCCUCCCUUCCUUACUUUCUUUCUCUUCCUUUCUUUCUCUCUUUCUUUCUUUCUUUCUUGUCCAUGAAUUCAUUGUUUAUUCAUUCAUUUCCUUUUCUUCCUUUCUUAUUCCUUCCUUCAUUCAUUCAUUUAUUCAUUCAUACUUUUCUAUUCUUUUCUUUAAUCUGUCAAUUCUUUUUCCUUUUUUUUUUCAUUCUUUUUUUUUUAAUUUCAUCUUCAUUCGUUCAUUCUUUAUUUAUUUUUUCCUUCACCCUUUCUCUCUCUCUUUCUCUCUCUUUCUUUCUUUCUUUUCUUUCUUUCUUUCUUUCUGCUUCCUUUUCUUUUCCGUUUUCUUUUCUUCAUUUUUUUUUCUUUUUUUUUUUCAUUUCCUUCUUUUUUUUUUCAUUUUUUUUUUUUUUUUUUUCAUUCUUUCUUUCUUUCUUUCUUUAUUUCUUUCCAUCCUUCUCCUUCUCUUCUUUUUCUUUUUUUCUUUCCUCCUUUUUUUUUCUUUUUUUUUUUUUUUCUUUUCUGUUCCUUUAUUUCUUUCUCCUCCAUUUUCCUUCUCUCUCAUCUUUUCUCUCUUUUCUUCCUUUCUUUCUUUCUUUUUUUUUUUAAUUUUCCCUCUUCAUUUUUUUUAUUUUCAUCUUCAUUUUUUCAUUCUUUUUUUUUUUUCUUUCCUUCAUUCUUUUCCCUUUUUUUUCACCUCUCUCUCUCUCUCUCUCUUUCUUUCUUUUCUUUCUUUUUUCUUUUUUCUUUCUCUCAAUUUUCAUUCUCUUCAUUUUUUCCUUGUUUUUAUUUCCUUUUCUUUUUAA